Molecule: messenger RNA, 1681 nt
Organism: Hypoxylon fragiforme
Lineage: Eukaryota; Fungi; Ascomycota; Sordariomycetes; Xylariales; Hypoxylaceae
Product: Protoglobin-domain-containing protein
Exons: 3
Coding region: 605-1429 (274 amino acids)
Molecular function (GO): heme binding; oxygen binding
Source: RefSeq, a predicted model, not a curated record
UACCUGCAUUAGCACGUAAUCAGAAAUCUGACAACUGACUUCUACUUGGCGUUCAGCGCCUAGAAUUCAUACCCGAUCUGAUUGAUCAUUUUACUAUGCAGUAAACAUGCAAUUUUCGAAACAGGUUUUCAUUUCAACGAAUCAUUAGCACUUCAAUUCAAUUACCAUGGUCGUUGAGGCUGAAGUUGUUUCGUUGUAAUUGGCUCAGCCCAGACCGAAGGCGCCGGAAUGCGAAUAUGAUGUAGUAUCGUUCGAUGGUCCCACACCAAGUCAGACCAUCAUCGCUUCAUCGCUUCAUCCCUAGCGUGAAUAGGCGCAACUCCACGACGGGCCUCGACGGGCUAUGACGGGACACGACGGGAAGCAAGGGAUUAUUUUCCUACUUGUUGCUAGUUGGCAUUGAAUAUAAAGAUGAUAUUUCCAAAGGUUCUAAGUACUAGGUAAUUUUUGUUUUUAGGUAUCAUUCAGCAUCAGCACCACCAUCAGCAUUGAUUUUCCAAGUUCAAUCUAAUAAAUAAAUAUCACAACAUCCAUCUCAGGGGUAACUCUAGAUCUAAACGAAUCUCGAAUCUCGCAUUAACAACCAACUCCACAUUUAUUCACAAUGGGGCCUUUAGGACGUCCUAGACAGCAUAUUGAUCGAAAAGAUCUAUACACCAACCUCGAAGCCCGAAUUCAAUAUCUCCACACAUUUAUUGACUUCAGUUCCAAUGAUAUCGAAGCGCUCAUCUCAGGCGCCAAAUACAUAAAACAGCUUAUUCCAGCUAUUGUCAACAUUGUGUACCAUAAACUACUACAAUAUGACAUCACAGCCCGUGCUCUAGAGACUAGGAGCACAAGUUACGAUGGCCCAGUCGAUGAGAAUCUCGACGACAACAGCCCCCAAAUCUUACAUCGCAAGAUGUUCUUAAGAGCCUACCUGGCAAAGCUCUGCUCAGACCCGAGCACGAUGGAGUUCUGGGAAUAUCUGGACAAGGUCGGUAUGAUGCACACCGGACGAGGACGCGAGCACCCCCUGCACGUCGAGUACGUGCACAUCGGCGCCUGUCUCGCCUUCAUCCAGGACACGAUGACGGAAGCCCUGCUUUCGCACCCGCGUCUAAAGAUGGACAAGAAGAUCGCGCUGGUCAGGGCGCUCGGAAAGGUCAUCUGGGUGCAGAACGACCUGUUCGCCAAGUGGUACGUCCGCGACGGCGACGAGUACGCCGAAGAAAUGGAGAAGCAGCACGUCGAGCCCGAAGGGUUCCUGCACGGAAAGAAGAUAUUGGAGGAUAUCGAGGAGGGCCUGCCUUCCUCCCCGACCUGCCCGUUUACCGGAGUUUCGCAAGCGGCUAAGGCUGAGGCGUGUACUGGAUGCGGUGAUAAGGCGGACAAGGAGCACGGGUGCUCAUCAAGCAUACCCGUGCGAUCACAUGUUGAGACGCAUUGAAAUACCACUGGCGACUUCAACUCGGUAACAUAGGAAAAUCCCAGGAGGAUUGGUCGAAAUCGCAUAACUAAGGUGGCGGCGUUAAGGGACGGCGGGCUCGAGGAUUAUCUGGGUAUCAUUAUACAGGCGUACAUAUAAGUGUGUCCAGGUAGUUGGGCACACAUCAUCGCAUAUAAGACUUCGAUCUGUAUAGCCAAGUCGUCAAAAAGAAUAAAAGAAAUGAAUGAAAUGGCCAAGUUUCAAUUAGAAAAU